AUGCCGAUUGCUAACGGAGACUUCGCCAAUGGCACCCCUAUCACGCGUAAAGUCGAGAAACUGGACUAUCGGACCGCCCUGCAAGUCCUGGAGUCCGACUACGAAACUCGCGAUGGCCUCGACAUCAACAAACUGCUGGACUCGAAUAAAAAUGGAGCUCUCACUUAUAACGACUUUCUCAUUCUGCCUGGAUAUAUUGGUUUCCCGGCCUCCGAGGUCACCCUCGACUCCCCCAUUACCAAACGAAUCUCUCUGAAGACCCCCCUUCUCUCUUCGCCUAUGGAUACCGUUACUGAGGAUGCUAUGGCCAUUCAUAUGGCUUUGCUCGGCGGUCUCGGCGUCAUCCACCAUAACUGCUCUGCCGAGGAGCAGGCCGACAUGGUUCGCAAAGUCAAGAGAUACGAAAACGGCUUUAUCUCCGACCCUGUCGUUCUCUCCCCUAAGACCACUGUUGGCGAGGCGAAAGAGCUGAAAGAGAAGUGGGGAUUUGGCGGGUUCCCAGUCACUGAGAGUGGGCAGCUGAAGUCCAAGCUUAUUGGCAUCAUCACCACUCGCGAUAUCCAGUUCCACCCUCGCCCAGACGACCUGGUCACAGAGGUCAUGUCAAAAGACCUGAUCACUGCACCAGCUGGAACGACCCUGGCCGAAGCCAACGAUGUUCUGCGCAAGUCAAGAAAAGGUAAACUGCCUAUUGUCGACUCACAUGGCAACCUAGUUUCUCUCCUUUCCCGAUCCGACCUCCUCAAGAAUCUAAAUUACCCUCUUGCCUCCAAACUACCCCAUUCGAAACAGUUGAUUGCGGCUGCCGCAAUUGGCACUAGGCCCGAGGAUAAGAUCCGAUUGCAGAAAUUGGUUGAUGCCGGGCUGGAUAUUGCGAUUCUGGACAGCAGCCAGGGCAACAGCAUGUAUCAAAUCGACAUGGUCAGAUACAUCAAGGAGAAGUACCCUGAACUUGACGUCAUUGCUGGAAAUGUGGUGACGCGAGAACAAGCCGCGAAUCUUAUCGCUGCAGGUGCCGAUGGCCUGAGAAUCGGCAUGGGCAGCGGCAGUGCUUGCAUCACACAGGAGGUCAUGGCUGUGGGACGACCUCAAGCUACAGCUGUUCACGCCGUUUCGUCCUUUGCCGCCAAAUUCGGCGUGCCCUGCAUUGCCGAUGGAGGUAUACAGAACGUCGGCCACAUUGUCAAGGGAAUCGCGAUGGGUGCCUCGACAGUCAUGAUGGGUGGUCUCCUUGCCGGCACCACUGAGUCUCCUGGCCAGUCCUACAUCAAUCGUGAAGGUAAGCUUGUCAAAGCUUACCGGGGCAUGGGCAGCAUCGACGCCAUGGAAGACAAGAAGGCUGGCGGAGGAGGCAAAAACUCCAAGGCCAGCAAUGCCGGAACGGCGAGAUACUUCUCAGAGGGUGAUCGAUUGUUGGUCGCACAGGGCGUCUCGGGGGCAGUGCUGGACCGAGGUUCUGUCACCAAAUUCGUGCCUUACCUGCUCGCUGGUCUACAACAUUCUCUCCAAGACAUUGGCUGCAAGAGCUUGGUCGAGUUUCGCGACGAGGUGAACAGCGGCAAAGUGCGAUUCGAGCUCCGGACCGUCAGUGCCCAGGCCGAAGGGAACGUGCAUGGGUUGGACAGUUUCGAGAAGAAACUCUACUCCUAG
Cladophialophora bantiana CBS 173.52 is the source of this 1650-nucleotide messenger RNA. Its product is annotated as inosine-5'-monophosphate dehydrogenase. Gene Ontology annotation, cellular component: cytoplasm. The transcript has 3 exons. Gene Ontology annotation, molecular function: IMP dehydrogenase activity. Gene Ontology annotation, biological process: GTP biosynthetic process. Lineage: Eukaryota; Fungi; Ascomycota; Eurotiomycetes; Chaetothyriales; Herpotrichiellaceae. The record is from RefSeq and is a predicted model, not a curated record. Bases 1 to 1650 code for a protein of 549 amino acids.